Rasamsonia emersonii CBS 393.64 is the source of this 273-nucleotide messenger RNA. RefSeq lists its product as uncharacterized. The annotation marks the transcript as partial. NCBI's taxonomy places the organism in Eukaryota, Fungi, Ascomycota, Eurotiomycetes, Eurotiales, Trichocomaceae. The record is from RefSeq and is a predicted model, not a curated record. The transcript has a single exon.
AAACGGAAGCGAUUAGAGGUGCAGAAACGACAUGGGCUUCGGAUGGAGGGGAUUGGAAAAGGCGAGAGGCGACAGAGGCGCGAGACGGCGGCCGGCUGGCACGGUCAGGCGGGAAGCAGCGAGCAGCAGGCCGGAGAAGGCAGACAGACGGUGAUAAACGCGCUGUCUCGUCUGAAUGGAGGGCGUGCUGGAGGCAGACACGGAUUAGCGAAGGGAAUCGGACGGGCGGGCAGACGAGACAGGCGGACACACCAAGCAGAGCAGCAGAGCGGA